GCUGGCAAGCACAGCGUGGCACGCAUAUCUCGCUUCACUAAUUCGCUAACAUGAACAACGUGGCACACGUAUAAGUAGCGGUGGGUUUCAAGAGCCAUAGAGAUACCCGCACUUUCGCUAAAUAGCACGUCUUUCAUACCAACUUUUGAGAAACAUCAGUCUUCGCCAUUUCUAUCAUUCAUCAUGUGCAAUUAUACUUUCAUACAUCUCGAGUGCGGACACAAGGUCGACGACAAAGCAUAUACCGUGGACUGCCUACAAUUCGCACAGACCGGUGUCGCCUGUGAUCCUACCGACCCAGCCAAUCGUCGACAUCUCAGGAUCCUGAACGUGGACAAGUGUGGUAUGUGCGACAACUGUCUCCAUAAAGAAGGACUGGCCAAGAAGCGCGAAGAAGAAAGGUCCCGCAAAGACAGCCUUACCGACGUCAUGGAAAGGGAGAAGAUUCUCAGAGCACAUGAAGAACGUGCAAUACGAGAGUCCCGAGAGGAUGCUGAACGCAGGCAAGAAGAGCGUGCAAUACGAGAAUCCCGAGAGGAUUCCGAACGCAGGCAUCUCGAGCAAGUGAAAAGAGCUCGCGAACUAAGUCUUGCCGACGAAAGGAAGAAAGAGAAACAGUUGGAAGUAGGAUUCCAGCGAGUUUCGAAACAGUCCAAGGAGGAAUAUGACCGUAUGGUUCAACAGAAGGAAGAGUCAGACAUCGAGUACGCCACGAGAAUGUCUUUGGAGGCGGCGCAACGCGCUAGACAGGAGGAGGAAGACAUGAUAAUCGCUAUGCGGAACUCGAUGAUGUCCGAUUUCGAACAAGGACCAUUUGCGAACGAUGAAAACGGCUUUGUCAAGACUGGCAAGGCCACAGACAAGGAUGGGCGUACAUGGGAGUUUACACUGACCAAGACGGUAACUCACACAGCGACUGCGGUGCCAUCUUCUCCGUCCUCACCUCCAGCACCUGCUGCUCCACGGCCAUCUGGUGCUAUUCCUAUGCCUCCGCCCCCACCCCGAGCACCUUCAACACCCUCCACACGUUCGGCAUCUUCAGCAUCUUCAGUACCUUCGGUACCUUCAACAAGGGCUGCCCCAUCGUUAUCUGUUCCGAUGCCUCCGCCCCCGCCAGCCAGGAGAGCCUCAGCUCACAAGCCAGCGCCUCCUCAGCGAACACCCUCAAAAGACUUCACUUGCCCACCAGUAGGAGACCAGACCAUCGGACACUACACAAUAGGCAAUCGUCGCCAACCCAUCCUACCAACUCAAGAGCCACAGGCUCCAACAAGUCCGACGGCAACCCACGUCCGACGAGAACCCGCUCCUGCAGCCCGUCUAGGAGGUCAAAUCGGUCCCGAUAUUCUAUCGCAGCCGGGGCCGUAUGAACAGAUCAAGAUAGGGCAAGGGAGGCCUAAUCUGCGUCCCUCAGUAGGACCGAAGCGUACAGUUUCCACACCUGUCGAGAACGCGAUGGAUCCCAAGCUACUAGCUGCCAUGGCCAAGCAGCGCUUGUGGGAGGAGGAAGAGGUGGAGGAGCAGCAGUCGGUCAUAUCGGAAGUCUGCUCGGUGACUCCCUCCAUGUCCGCGUCCAACGUCGGCACACGCAUCACUACUCCUCCAGGAUCUACGAUGGAGAGGACCGGUCUUGUUCGCAGCCCAACAGCUCCUGCCGCACCCGCUUGGGGCUUUGACAAUGCAGAGUCGACUGGGAAAUCUUCUGCAACCCAAGUCAAUAGCGAUACUGACACGUGGGAAGCACCAGACAGGGAGUCCGUGAGCGCAAAGCGCAUCGAGAAGCACGAGUUUGACGGAAUGCGGAAGAAGGGAUGGGGAGAGCGAGCGGCAUAGUGAGAUAUGGUUAGUGGUUUAGCGAUCAUCGCAUAAGGGAAUUGGCGUUUUUUGGGUG
Messenger RNA from Dothidotthia symphoricarpi CBS 119687, 1891 nucleotides. RefSeq lists its product as uncharacterized. Bases 184 to 1833 code for a protein of 549 amino acids. The record is from RefSeq and is a predicted model, not a curated record. The transcript is spliced from 2 exons. NCBI's taxonomy places the organism in Eukaryota, Fungi, Ascomycota, Dothideomycetes, Pleosporales, Dothidotthiaceae.